AGAGAAAAAGUUGCGCAAAGCAACACAUUUCUUGCCUAAUUUUAACCACAAAACAACGCUCUUGUAAACUUUAAAUUAAUAUAUUACGAGUUGAACGAAAAUGAAUUUGGCUUAUUGUUCACCCUAUGUAUCAAUUCAUUGAUUGUGACUACUCAUGUUAUCACCUGUGAUUGUAACGAACCGGAGGUCUGUCUCAGCAUUUUUUUACCUGUCAUUUGCGGCAUUCCCUCCCAUAUGAACAGAGAACAUCUUAGUCAAUAACGUGGGCCAUUCAGCAUUAGUAAGAACAGAGAACAUAAUGGUGUGGCGGAUUUCCUUGCUCCUAUCCUUGUGCUUUUGUUGGCUCCACAAGUCUCAAGCCGAGCUUUGGGAAAAAGAUAUGACCGAUGAAGUGUACAUUGAGGCAUCCACAGAGGGAUUCGAAUCUGUUCAUCUGGAAUGCCUCGUUGACUCCAUGCGUGUCAAGUUAGAACUCUCUGAAGAGUUCGAAGGCAUCUUUUACACCAGAGGUAGCUACAAAAUGGGUCAACUCCCGUGUUUCAACGAUGUGGAAAGUGGAACGAUGGCCGAGUUAACCAUUCCGUAUGAGGGUUGCGAGACCAAGAGCAAAGACGAUAUUUAUACCAAUGUGGUGAUUGCUCAACACGAUGACUUUCUGAUUUUCCCGGGAGACUUGGCCUUCGAAAUUUCGUGCACCAAGUCAUCGGAAGACGAGUCUAUUGCUAGCAUUGGUUUGGCUGAUCCCGAUCCGAGUGCGAAAGAAUUGCCCAAGCAUAAAAAAUCGACGGUCACGGCUACUCGAUCUGUUGCGUUCACACCCAAUGAUGUGCGGCCUAAAAAGGCACCCAAAGCUAAAACCUCCAAGUGUAAAAAAGUGAAAGGCACGUCGACCAAUAAAGAUGAACUAUAGGUAAA
Molecule: messenger RNA, 915 nt
Organism: Tigriopus californicus
Lineage: Eukaryota; Metazoa; Arthropoda; Copepoda; Harpacticoida; Harpacticidae
Exons: 1
Coding region: 299-910 (203 amino acids)
Source: RefSeq, a predicted model, not a curated record